CCAUUUCUUCUAGGGCUUUGUCAUUACUGGGAGAAGGAGACGAGACUCAGCCUUUCUGAUUGCUCUACUUCACUUUCCUUACUUUUUCCUCACUUUCUAAAAAAUUCCAAUCCUGCCAAAGUCAGAGAGGCGAGAAAUGGGGCACCACUCGUGUUGCAACAAGCAAAAGGUGAAGAGAGGGCUCUGGUCACCCGAGGAAGACGAGAAACUCAUUAACUACAUUACCACCUAUGGCCAUGGCUGCUGGAGCUCCGUCCCUAAACUAGCAGGCCUGCAGAGGUGUGGAAAGAGUUGCAGAUUAAGAUGGAUAAAUUAUCUAAGGCCUGACUUGAAACGAGGAAGCUUUUCUCCCCAAGAAGCAGCAAUAAUCAUUGAGCUCCAUAGCAUUCUAGGCAACAGGUGGGCGCAGAUAGCCAAACAUCUUCCGGGAAGAACAGAUAAUGAGGUGAAGAAUUUUUGGAAUUCAAGCAUCAAGAAGAAGUUGAUGUCACACGAUCAUGCUCCGGCAUUAACCUCCGUUGCCGACGUUCGCAACCCUAUUCCGCAAGAGGAAGGUUUCUUCACCUUAAAUGGAAACCCUAAUUUGAUCCUUUCUCAACAGGACCAGCUCUACCCUUCCUCCCCCACUCCCAUUUUACAGAGCUUUGCACAUGGAGAGUUCAAGCCAAAUCUGAACAACUAUAACAUUGAUUUCAUUAAUCAUUUCCCGGUUCCGAUGAUCCCACCACUGUCCAAUCCACCUUCCUACGAUCCCACAGCAUGGUGUUUGUCAUACGUCCCUCAAAGCCUUAACCAGAAUCAAGAAGAUCAGGAUCAGACUUUUAGCAACGAACUAGCCACCAAUAUUUUCGGCGAAAAGUUCAUCAAUCCAACCGUCGCCAUAACCACACCUUAUGAUAAUAAUCCACUGAUGGCGGCAGCUUCAGUGCCUAAACUCUGUGAAAUCCUUGAAGGAAACGUCUGCAGUCUUUCUCCGGCCGCAUCAGUUUCACUAGAAAUCGAUCCGCUCCCAUCCAAACUCUCCUGCUUUCCAUCUGGGAAUUUUCCACAUGACCAUCCCCAAAUGGAGUAUAUUGAUCCCAACAUGGCAUCAUCACUGCCAUCAUGUUCCUCAUUAUCAGCAUUAUCAGGCAGGCCAUUCACGACGAACCCCAAUCUUCCUUCUAGCAGCUGGGAUCCAUAGACAUGUGAACGUGUGGAAUUUUGUGGUGGAUGACUCUCAGCAAGGUGCUGAUGGUACAUAUAUAAUUCCAACAUAUUUAGCUUCAAACUGGUAUCAAAGUGCCAUAAUAAGCUAAGAAACUAGUGUCUUUUGUUUACCAAGUAACCUAUAUUUUUACUAAGGAAAAAUUACUUCAGGGAAAAGGGAUUUUGAAGGGUAAUUAGGAAGAAACUUGAGUUCCGUAUAAUAUGAGUUAUACUCGAAUAGAAUGAACAUGAUUUU
This is a messenger RNA of Rubroshorea leprosula, 1444 nucleotides long. The record is from the annotation of a GenBank genome assembly. NCBI's taxonomy places the organism in Eukaryota, Viridiplantae, Streptophyta, Magnoliopsida, Malvales, Dipterocarpaceae.